AAAGAGUGUCUCCUACAACUACUGUUCCCGGGAUGGAGGAUGACUUGCUUCCACUCAGGUUUUCUGGGGUUUGAGGAGACUGAUUCUUCCAUAGAUGGGCGAGGAGGUCCCUGGUGGAACUUCUUUGAAGAUGGCUAUUGGUGGAAAAUGGACAUUGAAACUUGGAAACAGAAUUUUCUUUACAGACAUCAUGGUGAACAUGACUCUGUUGUGGGUAUUUGCUGUAUUAACUUGUCUUUUCACACCUGCUGCUUGUGUAAUGUCAAAGAGGGCAGAAACAUUUUUAGUGAAUUGUUCAGGAAUUGGAUAUCCACUUUCUCCUUGUACCCUGGGGCCAGACACAGAGAAGUUGGAUCUCUCUUACAACAACAUCAAAAUAAUUCAACGGCAGAACUUCCAAAAUCUUACCAAGCUGAAAAUACUGUUUCUUCAAUUCAAUCAGAUCACCAAAAUAGAACCCGGAUCAUUUGCAAAAAAUUCAGAACUACAGUAUCUUGAUCUUUCAAAUAAUUUUCUGCAGGAUAUUUCAGUCUUGCCAUUUAACAAUCUCCAAUCAUUAACACACCUGGACAUUACCAACAACAGGUUUGAAACAGCUAACUUUGGAGCAGAGAUCAGCAAACUGCAGAAACUGCAUACUUUACGUUUUGGAAAUACUUGGCUUUCUUCCCUGAAUUCUAGUACCUUAUUUUUCCUUCAUGGAAUCCCAGUUAAGGAGAUCUAUUUGAUCACUGGAGAACUGCAGACAUAUGAACCUGGAACACUCAAUAUCCUGCAAAGCAUGGAGAAGCUUUCUUUAGAUUUACAGUUUGGGCAACAACCACAAUUAUUGAUUAAUAUUUUCAAGGAUAUUCCAAUAUCAACCACCACAUUGGAAAUCCUAAAUACUGAUAUGGUCAAGUAUGGUAAAAAUGUAGAUCUGUUCUUUCCUUUAAAAAAAUCAAAUGUCUCAACAUUAGUUUUACGGAAUAUUAGCAUAGAUGAUUCUUUGACUACUUAUUUAUUUACCAGUGUCCUGAGCUCACACAUAAAAGAAUUAUAUUUGCACACUAUUACAAUGAAUGGCAUUGGCAAAUGGAACGUACAGACUGUAUCAGCAGAGAAGAUUAAUUUGCGUAGAGUUUCUAUAAUUGACGUAACUAAUCCAAAUUUCUACAAAUUUUAUUCACUUGAAUAUUUACUUGAUAUAUUUUCACAACUGCGUGAGUUAACAAUAAUAAAGGGGAGCUUGUUCUAUGUCCCAUGUAAGGUAUCAGAAAUUAUGACUAAUUUAAGAUAUUUGGAUUUAUCUUCCAACUUACUUCAAGUACCCACCUUUGUUCCUGAAAAAUGUUCAGUUCCUUUCCCCAAUCUUAAUACCCUCAUUCUAAACAAGAACCAAUUUACAAAUCUACCAAGACUCAGUAGGGUCACAGCUAAAUUGAAGAGCUUGUCCAGUAUAAGUGUUAGUUAUAAUGAUCUACUCCUGCCCAAUGGACAGACUUGUACAUGGCUUCAAACAAUGAAGCACAUGGAUUUAUCUCACAAUACCCUGGAAGGAAAUGUGUUUGAAUGCUUGCCAGCAUCACUGGAAUCACUAGACUUGAGUUACAAUUCCAUUGCCACUGUGCCAAACCUCAAAAGACUGAAAAAUCUCCGGGAAAUUUUUUUGACAGGAAACGUCAUUAUCUCUUUUCCUGAAAUCGCAGGGGGUCACUCACUGAAAAUUUUGCAUAUUGACUACAAUAAAAUAAACAACAUAAACAUGGGCUCAUUACAGUCCUUGGAUCUAACAGAGCUCGAUUUGAGCAAUAACCCCUUUGAAUGUUUCUGUGGAAUUCAGUCAUUCUCCAAUUAUAUUCAACAGACAGACACAGAGGUUCUUAAUUGGCCAGACCAGUAUCAAUGUGACAGUCCACGAAAAUUCAGAGAUCAAGUUAUCAAAUAUCUGAAAUUUUCUCCCAUUGAGUGCAACAUCCCCUUAUUUAUUGGGAUCCUGGUGGCAUGUAUAGCAAUUUUAGUUGCUGUGUGUGUUAUGUUGUGUAUUAAGUAUAAUGUUACCUGGUACAUACGUACACUCUGGCUUUGGCUCAAGGCUAAAAGAAGUCUAGACGUCAGCCAGGUUCAAAACAAUUAUGAGUUCAAUGCUUUUAUUUCAUACAGUGAACAUGAUGCCUUAUGGGUGAAGAACAAUUUGUUGGUACAGCUGGAGAACAACGAGCCUCCAUAUCGCAUUUGCAUCCAUGAAAGAGAUUUCAAACCUGGAAAGCCAAUCAUUACUAAUAUCAUUGACUGCAUAUCAAAAAGCUACAAAACCAUUUUUAUCCUUUCAAAAAACUUUGUGCAAAGUGAAUGGUGCCACUAUGAACUUUUCUUUGCCCACCAACAGGUGUUUGAUGAUAAGGAGGAUUGUCUUAUCCUGCUCCUGUUAGAACCUAUUCCAAAGAAUUCUAUUCCAGAUCGAUUUUGCAAACUGAGGAAGCUGAUGAAUAGCAACACCUACCUGGAGUGGCCUCAGAAUGAGUUUCAACAGGGCUUCUUUUGGAAAAGAUUGAAAGCUGUCCUGAAUUUGGAUUUCCAUUCAUGCAGUUCUACAAGAGAGCAUAAUAAAGGGGGCCAAUUAGAUCCUUGAGAAAUCACAGAGAUAUAAAGUCAUAGAGUUGUACAGCAUGGAAACAGGCUAUUUGGCCCACCACAUCCACACCACCCAGUGGGCACUUAUCUGCACUAAUUCCAUCUCUCAGCUCUUGGCCCAUAUCCUCCUAUGCUGAAGUGAUUCAAAUGCUCAUGAUUAAAGAUUAUUCUAGAAUUAUGGAAUUAUGUGAAAAGCAGGUAUUAAUUAAAAUGCAAACCAGUUUUUCAAGAAAACCUUUUAACUUCCACUGUUACUUUGAGGCCAUCAAAACCAAUCAUUGGUUUUGGGACAUUCUGAUUCGUGAUUGUAACUACGCAGGGGAAGACAAUAGAUGAAUGUUCAUGUCAAUUGGCCCUCUGGUGAUGACAUCAGGGAAGGCAUUAAGUGGCCAUCUUCUGUAUAUACACAAAGAUAUAUCCCUGCCACUUAAUAUACAGUUCAGGUUAUCCAUUUUGUCACUUAAUAUUCCAGCUGUUAGUAUAUUCAGGGAGCCAUCCUUCAGCACUGUAAUAAAAGAGGUAUAUUUUGGGUGUCUGGUGUUUUGCACUCAGAAUCCCUUCGACCAGCCAUUGGUAUUUAAAUAUUCAAAGGACUUAUGCUGGUUGGGAUAUGCUCCCAUUGUAAAUACAUUAUUCUGCAAAAGUUACCUGUCUAUACGAAAAGUAUUAAAGUAGGUAAUUAUAGCCAUUGAAACUGUGGUUAAUUGUUUACUGUUGUCUUUGUGUUUAAAAAAUAUAAAAUAAAACUGUGCUGUUGAGUGUGGGGAGAGGAGAAAUGUAUUCUCCAGUAGCCCUGUUGUGAUGAAUAAAGAC
Pristis pectinata (smalltooth sawfish) is the source of this 3426-nucleotide messenger RNA. RefSeq names its product toll-like receptor 2. Bases 95 to 2611 code for a protein of 838 amino acids. Lineage: Eukaryota; Metazoa; Chordata; Chondrichthyes; Rhinopristiformes; Pristidae. Gene Ontology annotation, biological process: immune response; toll-like receptor signaling pathway; inflammatory response. Gene Ontology annotation, cellular component: membrane. The record is from RefSeq and is a predicted model, not a curated record. The transcript has 2 exons. Gene Ontology annotation, molecular function: transmembrane signaling receptor activity; triacyl lipopeptide binding; protein binding.